AUGGCACGUCAGUUGAUUCCAAGAGCUCAUCCAAUUCGUACAAUCUUUCGCAAUCCCCCAUACAGAGAUAUGAUAAAACCAUCUUGUGAUGGUUUAUGGAUGGAAUUUGGUGUAUUUCGUGGCACGUCGUUAUCUCAGAUUGCAGAAUGGAAACAGGCGUUUUGUGAUAACUCAAGUCAACUUGUCUAUGGAUUCGACUCAUUUGCUGGAUUACCAGCCGACUGGAGGCGUGGAUUUAAACGAGGCGCCUUUCGAAUGCCUAAUGGAACACAAAUUAUAGUUCCAUCUAAUGCUGUAUUAGUGAAAGGACUAUUUAUUGACACAUUACCUACACAUCUUCGUCUAGUCGAUUAUCAAUAUCAAUGUAAGACACCAGUUUCGUUUGUUCAUAUUGAUGGCGAUAUUUAUGAGAGUGCAAGGGAUAUUUUGUAUCUACUUGGAACUCGCUUUGUAUCGGGCACAGUUUUAGUAUUCGACGAGUUAUUCAAUUAUCCAGAUUACGAAAAACAUGAGAUUAAGGCGUUAUUUGAAUUUUUAUCUGGUUCAGAUUUACGACUUAUGACCCUCGGAACAAGCGGCAACAUUGAACUGAAACCAACUAAAGAUACAACACCUCAAUCAUUCGCUUUUGUUAUAGAUGACGCAGAAAGUGAAUAA
This is a messenger RNA of Adineta steineri, 657 nucleotides long. NCBI's taxonomy places the organism in Eukaryota, Metazoa, Rotifera, Eurotatoria, Adinetida, Adinetidae. The record is from the annotation of a GenBank genome assembly.